GGCACACGACCCUCGACUGGCCCUCAGCUUGUACAUUACAACACCCAUUGCAAUCCAGAUUCUUUGCUUACUGCCUGCGAAACAUCAUCCGAAGCCCCCUGCGAUAGAUAGACCAUACCCGCGCAUCGCGACCGCGCACCGGCGUUUCUCUUCAACUCAAUUUUGCGGCUCCACUAGUAACUCUCGAGAGUACUCGCAUGACCAGCUUCCAGCGAUUAUUUGUCUGCAGAAAUACCUCUUACCUCGAUCCGCCGCCCAGCUACAGGUGGCAGACGAGCGCCGUCACGUAAUUCAAGAUGUUUUGGCGAUUUGGCGGAUACGCCAAUAUCUCCACUAUUGAUACCAUCCUCGAUAAACCCGAUGUUACACUCGAGGAGCUGCUAGACGAGAGCGACCUGAUACAAGAGCUCAAACAGCACAACACUAAGCUUAUCGAAUUCUUACGCGAGGACAAGAUAUUGGAGCGAUUGCUGGAAUAUGUGGUAGCUCCAAAAUUAGAAACUGUGGUAGUUGAGGACCCUGAGCCUACGACAACAGAAGAGAAAGAAGAAGAUGCCGAGUCAAAGGGAAAGGGUCGAUCAUUUUCACAGUCCCGCGGACCUGCCGAGGACGACGAAGAUGAGAAGGAGAAGAAGCGGAACCGAUAUGCAUACGUUGCUGCAGAGGUCCUAUCGUCGGACAACUGGUCAAUAUGUGAAUCUCUCAUCGAGAAUCAGCCGCUGCUGCGAAAAUUCUGGGACUUUCUCAAGCUCCCUCCACCACUCGAUCCCCUCCAAGCUAGUUAUUUUACCAAGGUUAAUGAAGCUCUGCUCGACAAGAAAACCGAGGAAAUGCUUGACCUUUUCAAGUCUCUCGAUGGAGCAGUGAAAAACAUGCUGCAGCAUGUGGAUUCACCUAUGGUUAUGGACCUACUGCUGAAGAUCAUCAGCUUGGAAAAAGCUGAAGGAGGUCAAGGAAUUGUAGACUGGUUACACUCCCAAGAUUUGAUGCCAAUAUUACUAUCCUUCCUUUCCUCUGAGCAUUCUUGGGCUACACAAACAUCUGCCGGAGAUUUCCUGAAAGCCAUCAUCACAAUAUCUGCCAAUGCUUCCCAGAAUGAACAAUCUUGCAUUGGUCCGAACGAGUUGACACGACAACUGGUCUCCCAGCCAUGUAUUGAGAAGUUGAUAUCAGAUAUGCUUAAGGGCGGCAACCCACUUACAGUAGGUGUUGGGAUUGUUAUCGAGGUCAUUCGAAAGAACAACUCCGAUUAUGACCCAGAUGUUGGGUCAGAAGCAAACACAGUGCCUUCGAGUCGAGACCCAAUCUAUCUCGGUACAUUGUUACGGAUGUUUGCUCAGCGGGUUCCGGAUUUCAUGGAGCUUAUUCUAAGCCCCAAUCACACCAUUGGAGGGGGAGACGGUCCAGUGACAAUUCGAAGAAAGGAACUGAAUGCAGCAUUUGGGGGCAAAAUUGAGCCCUUGGGCUUUGACAGAUUCAAGACCUGCGAGCUAAUGGCCGAGCUUCUUCAUUGCAGUAAUAUGGGCUUGCUAAACGAAGUUGGCAGUGAAGAGUUUGUCAAGGCCAGAGACGCAGAAAGAGAAAAGCUCAAGGCUGAAGGCAAGCUACUAAUAUCCGCAAACCAAGCGGGAAACUCCAAUGAUGACUUAACGAUGAAAUCCUCGACUCAGACUCGUCUAGGGUCGCCAGAUGGAUCACGAAAACUCGAAGUACAGAAUGCUUCUGAUGAUGACGGGUUUGAGGAAGUUACGCAUGCUGCAGAUCUUGGAGACGAUGCCAAGGAUGACUUUGACGAGAAACCAGACCCAGAAGAUCUUCUCAACCCAUCAAGUCUCAGGCCUUUUUCAUUACGAGCCACAGAUGAUGAAGAAUUUGUCGAUGAGCCAUUAAGCUCUCCACGAUUGAAGAUUGAAGAUCACCAUUUAGAGGAUCCUGAAAUGGCCGUAAUGCCACUCUCACCAACAAAGGAACUGUCUCGGAAAGUUGAUUCCCUUGAAAUCCAACAGGACACCGCUAUGACUUCGCCACCUCCUUCCGUAGAUACCACCACCGAAGACAGCGACGUUUCUACCGGUGGAGACAGCAAGCCCUCGCCCGAAUCAUCAGAGGAAUCCGCCGACAGUCCAAAGGUGGAAGGAAAACCAGCUGAGCCGCAAAUUCCUGUCACGGAAGUACCUGCAGCCGACUCAUUAGAUGCUCUGGCACAUCCAGAGGAUAAGCCAGCGCCGUUAUUCGCGAAAAAAGUCGAGCCGGCCCAGGGUAUUGUCCCACCACCUGCGCCUGAGGUGACUCAAAGUGUCGAAAGUCUCGACACAACAAUGGGAGAAGCUGGAGACAGCUCUAACUCGAUCAUGAUGAGUAACACGGAUGAACAUAAUCUGCAAGCCAUGGAGGAUGUACAGAGCAGCCCAGUUGUGGGUGACUUUCUCAAGAUGCAAUUCGUUGAACACAAAGUUGUUCCAACAAUAGUAGAUUUCUUUUUCCGAUUUCCUUGGAAUAACUUUCUACAUAAUGUCGUAUAUGACGUUGUACAACAGGUUUUCAAUGGCCCCAUGGACCGCGGCUUCAACCGCUCUCUUGCCAUCGAUCUUUUCGAGACUGGUGACAUUACAAUGCGUAUUGUUGAUGGACAGAAGAAGAGCGAUGAAGCUCAAGAAAAGAACAAAAUGCGCCUGGGAUAUAUGGGUCACCUGACACUUAUUGCCGAGGAGGUUGUAAAAUUCACAGAAAGACAUCCACCCGAGUUAUUGUCAGAUUCAGUACUGGACAAGGUCAUGAAUGGGGAAUGGGUCACAUACGUGGAGGUCACUCUUGCCGAGACACGAGAACGAGACAACGCUAUCCUCGGAGGUGUACGACCAGACAUGUCGGUAGGACCACGGCAAGCCGUCAUGAACGCAGUCAACGCUGCGACGAAUUUCGGCGGUGCAUCAUCUGCUCUCGCGGAUGCUGGUCUCAACGGUUCGGCAGGGCUGGACAGCAUCGAUCUCGCAAAUGGCAACGGUACAUCAGCGUUCACUCUCAGCGGCGGAACGCUUCUUAGCGGAUUCGGGAGUUCAAGCGAUGAAGAGGAUGACGAGAUGGACGAAGACAAUGAUGACGAUGGAGCAAGGAACAAUAGUGGCGCAGCUGAAUUCUCACGCUACAUCUCCACGCCAUCAACUACCACAGCCACGAGCUCCGACCUUGAACCACCUUCCCUUCCACCUCCACCACCGCCUCCUCUCGCCAUUCCACCAUCUCGUGCGCGUCGCCAAUUAGCAGCCAGAUUAGCACUGCACUCAAAGCAGAACGCUGAGAAUGCUGUGUCACCCAAUGGCCAGCAACGAGCUGAAGAAGCUGAGCACCAGAAGAACCUGAACCCUUUCGCUGCAGAUGAAGACGAUGAUUCCGAAAACGAUGGCGACUUCAGCAUUGGCGAUAUCGAAGGCGAAGAUGAAGGUCUCGGUCUGGUCGGAUCUGGGAAGAGGAAUCUGAGUAGCGAGGAGCGCGAACUGCUCAAGCUGGCAAGGGAGGACCACGGGAAGAAUAGCGACGAUGAUGACGACGAUGACAUCGAUAGCGAUGACUCCGAUGGCGGAUAUGGCCAUGCUCUCGCUUCGGCGUCGCAACUUGACGAUGAGUUGGAUUUAGGGGGAGGGCUGGAUGGUAAAGGUGUGGGUUCGGGAUUGAGUAGGGGGAGGAGGAGGUUGAGCGUUACGACUGAGGCGAAGAGGAGGACUAGUCUGGAGGAUGACGAUGACGAUGAGGAUGAGGUCGUACAUGUCAAGAUGGCUGAGGCGGAUGUGGAGGAUGCGAAGAGGGUGGAAAGUGCAAGUUCGAUUGUGGGCGGUGCUGUUGGAGGGGCGGGCGAUGAUGGGGAUGGGGAGUUGGUCGAGAUUCAACAUGCGGAGAUGAUGGGUGUUGAGAGUGGUGGGAAGUGAGGUUUCUCUUCCCGCCAGAGUUGAGAGGAUGAUUCCUGCCUCGCCCGGGGAAGAGGGCGGGAGCUGUACGAUAGUAGGUUGCAUGUGUGGGGUAUUAUGAGUGAUGGAUGGAUUGGAAGAUGAGAGGACGGGAGGAGGAGGGAACCAUUGUACAGUACGGUAUUUAGCUGGUGUGGGU
Messenger RNA from Cadophora gregata, 4101 nucleotides. RefSeq lists its product as uncharacterized. Gene Ontology annotation, cellular component: cytosol; nucleus. The transcript has 6 exons. The record is from RefSeq and is a predicted model, not a curated record. Bases 297 to 3923 code for a protein of 1208 amino acids. Gene Ontology annotation, molecular function: protein phosphatase binding; protein phosphatase regulator activity. NCBI's taxonomy places the organism in Eukaryota, Fungi, Ascomycota, Leotiomycetes, Helotiales, Ploettnerulaceae.